GACGUUUGGCGCAGCGGUCGAUACCACAGGAAAACUGUUCAAACGCUGUGAAAAAAAUACGAACAAGGCAAGAAGAAGGCGAAAACCUCAAAAAUUCAGAUAGCAAAACGUUAAUUUCGAACUAAGUGUACUUGAGGUUGUCAAUGAACUUUUUCCCCGGUCGAAAACUUUAAGAGUGAAUAGUGAAAAGUGAUUCCGCAAGGACCUAGUCAAGUGCUGUGGUACUUUGGCAUAGAACCUGAAAGUGUCCCGCGGUGGCGGAGUUUUGCAUUUGCCGUCGCUAAUUGUGCAGCUGACAGGCGGCAAUCAGGAAGGAAAAACUUUUGGUCCUGCCGCCGGUAACGCUUCUUCCGCUUCGCACUUCAUCCAAAUCCGUGACCGAAUCCCGGGAAAUUGUACGCCUGCCAGGCCUCAAGCUGGGCGAUUACCGCAAAAUGACACGUGUCAGGCGCAUUGUGCGCUUGGCCUAAAAGUAUGCUGCAUCAUUAGUGUCUCAACAACGGGCACAACUACACCAACGCCAGCAACUACAACUACAACUACACCAACGAGACAAAGGAUGAACCCUACUGGCUGCAGCUGGGAAAACUGAGAAUGCACGCUCAUUAGGCGGGGCAGACGCGUCGAGCGGGAAAAGCGAACAGCAAAAGCGCAUUGCGAGUUCCUAAGUCAAGCGUCGAAAAAUAAAACGCCCCUACCAUAAUUAGCAACAACAAACAAGUAGUACAGGGCAACGGGGCGUGGUCGACGCAAGGCGGAAGGACAGCUGGCAAAAGUCAAGGACGAGCUGCCGGAUAAUUCGCGAAGGCAUGACCAUGGGCAGUAACUCCAGUUAUCUCGAGCCCCACCAGACGCCCAAGGCGGACGCAGCGAGCUGAUUUUCACAACUAGACAAAUUGCCAGAGCUCGCAAUUUAUCGCCCGGUGCAGCUGAUAGUUUCGAUUAGCAGUCUGAAAAGCAUAAAGCCAGCGGACCACAGAGACAACAGCCGGCGGCUUCUUUAAUUUGUCAACCAAACACCAGCCACCCACCCACCGCGCCCAUCGGACUUCCGCUAAAUCCAUCGCCGUAAGCCCACAAACAUCGCGUCAUGCCGGAGCAGGAUAAUUACGAUGAUGAGUUGGUCUCCAGCAAUCCCAACCAAAGGAACUGGCGCGGAAUCCUCAUCGCGCUGCUGGUCAUCAUCAUUGUCCUGGCCCUGAUUGUUACAUCGGUGGUGCUGCUCACGCCCCCCGAUGAGGGACCGCGGGUCAAAGGGCAGCGCAUCAAGCUGCAGGACAUCGUCGAUGGCCUCUUCGUGCCGCAGCACUCCAACGGCAGCUGGAUCGAUGGCGAGGAGUUCCUGUACCAGGACCAUUUGGGUCGCAUCUGUCUGCUGAAUGCAGCCAAUCGCUCGGAACGUGUCCUCAUGUCCAAUGUAACAUUUAAAACCCUGUCGCCCUUCACCUUCACCAUAUCGGCGGACAAGCGCUAUCUGCUCCUGGCCCAGAAUGUUGUGAAACUGUUCCGGCACUCGUACUUGGCCCAAUACACGCUCUACGACAUUCAGACCAGCGAGAGCAUCAAGCUGCGCCACAGUCCGCACCAGGAUGAAUGGCCCUACCUGCACUACGCACGAUUUACGCCAGCUGGAAACGCACUGGUCUGGGUCCAGAGCUACGAUAUCUAUUACCGGGAGGAGGUCCGCAGUGCGUCCGUGCAUCGGAUUACUCACGAUGCGGUGCCCGGAGUGGUGUACAACGGCAUUCCCGAUUGGCUGUACGAAGAGGAGAUCCUUCAUGCAAAUAAUGCGAUUUGGAUGUCCGACAAUGGCCAACUGAUGCUGUACGCCACCUUCAACGACACGCACGUCCAGGAGCAGCACUUCGCCUGGUACGGCACGACGGGUCCGUCCGGCGGAGGAGCAGCAGCUGCAGCGGCAGUCGGCGCUGGAGGAGCUGGAACCGGGAGCGCUGGAGCGGGCGGCAGUAAUCCGCAUGCCAGCCUAUAUCCGGAAAUCAGGUCCUUACGCUACCCCAAGCCGGGCACUCAGAAUCCCACGGUCACCCUACGAGUGGCUGACCUAAAGGAUCCGCUGAAAGUUCACGUCACCGACCUGCAUCCUCCUCAGAUUAUUGCUAAUGAAGAUCACUACUUCAGCAGCGCCAGUUGGGUGAGUCACUCGAAGAUCGCGGUGGUGUGGCUCAAUCGACCGCAGAACAUCUCGGUGGUCAGUGUGUGCAAGGCUCCGUCGUUCCAGUGCAUCGAGACCCACCGGGUGAGUGGAGAUGGACGUGGAUGGGUGGACACUGUCGCAGUGCCGCUGUUUGCCGCCAAUGCCAGCAUCUACGUGGCCAUAUCCCCGCUGCGAGAUGGACUGUUUGGCUAUUUCCGGCACAUUGUGCACGUGGACAUCGACAAGAACCGGGUGCUGCCCCUCACCCAUGGGCCGUACGAAGUGAAUCGAUUGCUGCACUGGGAUCAGCUGGAUAAUUGGAUUUACUUCCUGGGAACUCCGGAGCGUCUUCCGUCGCAGCAGCAUCUGUAUCGCGUAUCCUCCCUGCCGGCCCGCCAAGGUCAGGCCUUGCGCUCUCCCGACUGCCUGACGUGUCCGGCGGUGUCGCAGUGGUCCGACGGCUACGACGAAGGUCACACCAAGUCGCCGCCCAAGUUGGUGACCGCCUGGGAUGAUGACUGGGAGGAUUCCGAGGAAGCGGAGGCUCAACCGCCGCAGCCAGCUCUGCCGGUGGAGCAACAGCCUCCGGGGCGGGGUCAAAAUGCUCCCCUCCCACCGCCUCCCAGUGAUUGCCUGUACCACGAGGCGAAGUUUCCAAUCUCGCGGCAGGCGAAGUACGUACUAAUCGAUUGCCUGGGACCAGUGGUACCCACCUCCAUACUUUACGGCUUGAAAUCCGCCGCUGCGGACAGUGCCAAGACGAAACGACACAGCACCCAGCACGAAGAAGCACCCACGGAGGGUGGUGAUGAGAAAGCAGGCGAGGAGCCGAAGUCUCAGUUCCUGGAACUCCUGGUCAUCGUGCAGAACAACACGCGGUUGAAGGAGAAGAUGGCCAAGACGGCCAUGCCGCAAAUCAAGACCUUCCCAGUGAUGAUCUCCGGCGGUUAUCAUGCCCAGGUCCGACUAUACCUGCCGCCCGUGCUGCGCGAGGACGAGAUAACACGGUAUCCCACCAUUCUGCAUGUUUACUCCGGACCCGGCAGUCAGCUGGUCACCGAUCACUGGCACGUCGAUUGGAACACCUAUCUGUCCGGAAGCAAGGACUACAUUGUCGUUGAGAUCGACGGACGGGGAUCUGCCGGACAGGGCUACCAGCUGCUCCACGAGGUCUACAAGCGUCUGGGCAGUGUGGAGGUAUCCGAUCAACUGGAGGUUAGCGAGUACCUCAGGGAUAACCUGCACUUCAUCGACUCACGCAGAAUGGGUGUCUGGGGCUGGAGUUACGGAGGAUACACAGCUGCAUUGGCCUUAGCCGGACAGCAGUCCAUUUUCCAGUGCGGCAUCAGUGUGUCACCGGUUACCAACUGGAAGUUAUAUGAUUCCACGUAUGCGGAACGCUAUCUGAGUUUCCCCAACGUGACGGACAACUACAAGGGCUACGAGGAGAGUGACCUGUCCAAGUAUGUGGACAACCUGCGGGAUCGCCAGUUCCUCCUGGUCCACGGAACCGCCGACGACAAUGUCCAUGUGCAGCAAUCCAUGGUCCUGGCCCGUUCUCUGACCAGCAAGGGAGUGCUCUAUAAGCAGCAGAUAUAUCCGGAUGAGGGCCACAGCCUUUCGGGGGUUAAGCGUCACUUGUACCGCUCGAUGACCGCCUUCUUUGAGGACUGUUUCAAGAAACUGAUCGAUCAGCAACAACAAAAUCAAACAGAUUCCAUGGAUUUCCUGGACUUUCAUAGUUUCUAUGGCCGCUAAGUUUGAUUCAAUAUCCCUAUCCUUCAGAUACUAGGUGCCGCCGGAGUCGAAAGCUGGUCUGGGCAAUGGCGGCGAUAUGCAACAGCAAUAAACUUAAGUUAUGGCAGCAGGAAAUUCUGAUAAAAAAAGUAUGAUGGAACACAACAAACUUCAACCGGAACGUGCGAACGAAAUGUUUUUCUGUAAAUUGCAUUCAAUGUGAUUUAUCAUGAACACACCCACGACACUCACAAACACAGCAAGCGGCUAAAUGGCAACUCAAAUAGCCAAACGGCGGCAGCGACGGCAAGAAAAAAAGCAACAACUAAGUUAAAUGGCAUUUUGUGUAAAAUUAAUAAGAAAAGCAGCAGCAGCAGCAUCGAAAUGCGAAAUGCCAAGUAAGUGUGCCCAAAAAGGAGCAUAAACAAACAAAUGUAUAUGUAUGAGGACAAAGCGGACAAAAUCAACAUGGUUGUGAAAACAUAACUCACACACACAAGCGGACCCCGACUCACACAGACACGACACACACUCACACACACAAGCACGCAGAGAGAGCGCGCACAAAGGUAGGCAAUACAAAUUUACACAUGCGGCUUUUCUCCUGUGACAGGUGUGACAUUUCAAUGCCCUCACAAAAGGACCCUUCAUUACGGCAAACACUCUGCCGAAUUUUAUCUUUAUUAUUUGAUUUUUUUGAAUUUUUUGUCAUUUUGUUUCUUAGUAACAUGAUUUGCAAGCCAUAUAUCACAAAAUAUUUUCACUUCAGUUGCAAAACAUAAUUUAGAACUGGUAUUUCGACAGUCGGCUUGUCAAGGCAACACUUUCGGUUUGAAUUACUUUUUCAUUUCGUUGUAAUGUAUGCAUAUUUGGCAUAAAUUCCCAAUGAAGAGCAAACAGAAAUAAAAUUGAAAAACAAAUUUAUUGAAAACGCUACACGUGAGCCAGCUGAGCUUCGUGCCGCUCGGCUUGAACGGAAAUGGCCAGCAUAAAUCAAAUCUGACAACAUUCUAAAUGACAUUUUCUGAUAGUCGAACGGUUUUAUCGUUUGCCAAGGGAAAGUUUUCCAAAAUGUGUAAUAGCUCACUAGGCGGGGGGUGGGGCGAAAAGUGACCCAUAAAUUGCGACUGAAUUUAUGGACUUGGCUCAUAAUUGAGUCUGGAUUUGCAAACCGUUGACAGAACGCACGAUUGAAGUGAGAAGUUUGUGUACUAAGCUCAUUCCGAGCUUGAAUGCGAACUCAAUUUGAAUAACAUUAGUCUCUCUGUUUGCAUAGACUGAAUUACGUUUUUAAUUUGAUUUUGGUUACUCAUAAAUUUGAUCAUCAAAUUUACUGCCCAAACAGAAAGGAAAUAAAACUGAAUAAUGUCCGUGUGAUGGGGGGAAGCCUCAGUUGGAAAGUAUAAUUAAAUCAAACGAAAUAAAAACGCAGCCAUAAACAAAGCAUAAAUAUUUGAAUUGAGAUAAAUGAAACAAACCAGCGACUCAAAAAAUUGCAAAAAAGUGCAAUUCAGUUUCCAGAAAGCAAAAAACUAAAAUUACCGAAUGGCCAAAGUAAAUUUAUUACACAAAUGGAGGAUUCAAUGGGAAAACGAACAAAUUAUGAAUCAAACAAACCAAUUAAAUAGAAUAACUGCAUCCUUACCGUAAACUAAAUGGGAAAUUCUAAGAACGAACAUAGUAACUCAAUAACUCCUAGAGAGCUCAGAUGGCCAAUGGGCAGAGAUGGAAAUCUAUCCUUACCAACGAAAUCGAAUACAAGUUGUUAGUUAUGUUGUUUGAUGUAAAUAAGCUUUAAGGUGGCUAGCUCAAUUCAAUUACUUUGUUUACUCCUUUCGUUAAAGAGUGUUUGGAAAUUAAUUACUUAAGCCGAAUUACUUACUUAAGCGAAAACAAAACCUUUGUGAUCCAACAAGUUUCUUCUCUUCCAUGAAGCAAAACCAAACUAACCAAUAUAAUAAUAUGAAUUUAAAAUUAAUAUGUAAUUACAUUGACUUAAUUAGCUGAGACGUUCAAUAAUUUCGCCUGGCAUUUAGUAAUGGAAAUCGUGAAAAGCGGAAAUACCUAAAAUAUAUAUGAAAGCAUGAAGCCAAAAAGCAAACUGGAAA
Messenger RNA from Drosophila sechellia, 6000 nucleotides. RefSeq names its product Dipeptidyl peptidase 10 (gene Dpp10). Gene Ontology annotation, cellular component: plasma membrane. The transcript is spliced from 17 exons. Bases 1091 to 3913 code for a protein of 940 amino acids. NCBI's taxonomy places the organism in Eukaryota, Metazoa, Arthropoda, Insecta, Diptera, Drosophilidae. Gene Ontology annotation, biological process: proteolysis. Gene Ontology annotation, molecular function: serine-type peptidase activity; dipeptidyl-peptidase activity. The record is from RefSeq and is a predicted model, not a curated record.